Molecule: messenger RNA, 6375 nt
Organism: Seriola aureovittata
Lineage: Eukaryota; Metazoa; Chordata; Actinopteri; Carangiformes; Carangidae
Gene: deptor
Product: DEP domain containing MTOR-interacting protein
Exons: 10
Coding region: 300-1508 (402 amino acids)
Biological process (GO): intracellular signal transduction; negative regulation of TOR signaling
Molecular function (GO): protein binding
Source: RefSeq, a predicted model, not a curated record
AAACCAAGCCAGCGCUCAGGACCGCCGUGGAAGGGAGCGUGCUGUUUUCCACAAACGCUGCAUCCACAGACAAACAGAGGGACUCAUAAAGGGAAGUGCAUGCAUGCAUUAAUGUGUGUGCAGAUAUUUGGAGCUGGUGGAGAUUUUCGAGGAAAUUAAAAGUGGACCGCUGCUGAUGGAGCUGCUGGCACAUUGAGGCUGGGCUGUGACUGUUUGCAUUGUUGCAUAUGUUUCCUCAAAUGGAAUAAUUGUCCUCAUGCAUAAAAGGAAUAACUGAUAAACUCACAUUUUCGUUCUCAAUGGUGCUUGAAGGCAGAGAGAUGGACGGGAUCGGUAACACCAUGCAGAAGAAGGCUGCAGAGCUGGAGCGGCUGGCCGAGGUGCUCGUCACCGGAGAACAGCUGAGGCUGCGGCUCCACGAGGGGAAGGUGAUCAAAGAUCGGCGGCACCAUCUGCGAACUUACCCAAACUGCUUUGUGGCCAAGGAGCUCAUUGAUUGGCUGAUCGAACACAAGGAGGCCUCAGAUCGGGACACGGCUAUCAAGAUCAUGCAAAAACUUUUAGACCAGAGCAUUGUUCACCAUGUGUGUGACGAGCACCGGGAGUUCAAAGACUUGAAGUUGUUUUACCGCUUCCGUAAGGACGACGGUACGUUCCCGUUGGACAGUGAGGCCAAGGUCUUCAUGAGGGGCCAGAGGAUAUAUGAGAAGCUGAUGAACACAGAGAACAACCUCUUACAGACCAGGGAGGAGGAGGGUGGGACAUUCGAGCGGACGCUGGUGGCCUCCGAGUUCAUUGACUGGCUGCUACAGGAGGGGGAGAUGGCAACAAGGGAGGAGACGGAGCAGCUGGGACGGAGGCUUCUUGAACAUGGCAUCAUUCAGCACGUCGCCAACAAGCAUCACUUUGUCGACGGGCCCCUCCUCUAUCAGUUCAGGAUGAACUUCCGGCGACGGCGGCGACUGAUCGAACUUCUUCACGAGCGAGGCCGCAGCAUCCCUGAGAGCCAUGACAGCCCCUUCUGUCUCCGCAAGCAGAACUCGGAUGGAGGCAACACCAGCUUCCUGUCAGUGAGUCCCACUAAAGAGAUAAAGGUGGCGGUCGGAGUUCGUCGGAGCAGCAUGAGCAGCAGCUGUGGCAGCAGCGGUUAUUACAGCAGCAGUCCUACGCUCAGCAGCAGCCCACCUGUCCUCUGCAACCCCAAAUCUGUUCUGAAGAGACAAGUGAGUCCAGAGGAGCUGCAGACACCAGGAGGACCUUUUAUAAAGAAGACAUUCACCAUCAUGGGCGAUGCUGUGGGCUGGGGCUUCGUGGUGCGAGGCAGCAAACCCUGUCACAUCCAGGCUGUGGACCCCGGUGGACCUGCAGCUGCUGCUGGAAUGAAGGUGUGUCAGUUUGUGGUGUCGGUGAACGGACUGAACGUCCUCUCUCAUGACUACCGGACCGUCAGCAACCUCAUCUUAACUGGACCCAGGACAAUCGUCAUGGAAGUGAUGGAGGAGGUAUAAGUUUGAGACCAGCUACAAGAGAAGGCCUCGUAGAAGAGCAGUAUAAUAAUUAUGUUGGGGACGAGAGGGUUUAAUACGUGACCUCAAAACCACACGGAGAACGUAGACAACUUGAUACGCAACUCGCACUCUCGCUGUUCCAACGUUGUUUGAACGAGGUGGAUGACUGAGAAACUGUAUGUGUUCAGGAAUAUGGGUAAUUGAGUCAAGUAAAUGAUUCAACCUGUGGCUAAAACACACAGGUUGUUCUAGUUUUUCUUUGAAUUUCGAGGCACAUGCACUACAGAGGGAAAGUGCAGGAGCCACCACUUCUAUAGAUGGUGAUCCAGCUGUGCCUCAUUGUGACUGUCAGUAUUACGACUUUAUGUGUGGAGUAAGAAAACCCAAAUUCCCUGUUUUUUGUUUGAGUUUUCAACCUGAACUGCUUCAUGAAUCUGUUGCUGAACAUGUCAAAGGAUGUGAGACACAAUUUUUAUCAUUAGAACGUGGAGAUGAGGAAGUACAAGCUGAAACUGUAAGAGAAAAGAACAUUGACCUCUCCCCCAGUUAGUUUCCAACCAGGGACUGAAGCUCCUGACGGCUCAACACUGCCCUCUGCUGGGAAGGACAGGCAGACACGGAGAGGGAGCGCAUUUAUACUACUACAAACAGUAAAUCACAAGUCUUUGGUUUCAGAGUGUUUAAAUGUUUCUUUCCUUGCUUGGGAAACACCAUGUUAAAUAGAAAAAAAUACAAAUUUCUACCCUUGUCAUGUGAAAAACCCUGCACUGGCAAAUUCACAACUGUGAAUGCCCAGGUAGAUUUAUACAUAGCUGCUAGAAACGUGUAAGUGUACAUAUAAAGGUGCAGUAAUAAACUGCAUAUGACAUUAACAGGCACAACGUAUAUAUAGAAAAGUUACAAAAACUUUAUGCACAAACAAACGAAGAGGCCCUGCUUUAGAAAAAAUUGUGUUUACAGGAUGAAGCCUCAUUAAAGGUAGAGUAAGCAAUGCUGGAGAAAGACUUGAUAUCUGAGCUCAACGGCAAAACAAAUACACCCCUCCCUUCAGUGUCCCUGCAGAAGCUCUGCCCCCUGUGGAAGUGGAUACUCUGUCUCAUAGCUGAAGCAAAACAAACCUUGUAAUAUAAGACGUCGUCAAACGAACGACACGCACACAAACGACACGCACACAAACACUUCCAAACAUCCAAGCAUCUAAAACACAAACUAGUGAGAGAUAGUUGUUUAGUUUGUUUUAGAGAGGACUAUGUAGGAUUGUAGCUAAGCUAACAAGGAAGGUAAUGUUACCUGGCAUAGCAUUUCAAAUUAUGCAUCAAUCCAGAUAAAUCCAAUCCGCUAGCAAACCUGUAUUUUUAGAUCCUUGUGGUUAUAAAACCUUUUGCACGUUGUAUGGACCAGUAUCAUGAUACAGAGUAAACAACGAGACGGCAAACUGCUGCAAAGCUAACAUGCAGAGAAGACGACGCAGUUUCCCAUAGCCUGCAAACCAGCUCCAGACAGCGAUACUCACUACUCUCCUGCUGCUGUACUGACAGUGCGAUCAUGUUGUGGAGUGUAUGCCAGCGUCACAACGCUUCCCGUGAACAUUUCUUCCAUGCACGCACCUUCACCGCCGGUCUCUCAUCUGCAGUCCCAAUCAAUCCCAUUCAAAAACUCUGAACAGACAGGUGGCAAAAGAAGGGUAGACUGCUCCUGCGCCUUUCCCUGGUAAUCCUUAAAUUGACACUAUCCACUAACAUGUGCCAGAUUAACUAAGUAUUGGUUUAGAAUUGCUUACUCCACCUUUAAUCUGCAAACUAAAACUGCUACAGCACUGAGAACAGCUCGGUGACUGUAUUUAUAAAAAAAAAAAAAAAAAAAAAAAAAAAUUCCCUUGAUCUCUUUAGUAUCUUUUAGUUUUUAGUUUUUUUAAGAUGAUGCCUGAUAUGAUACAGACCCUAUACUUCCAUAAUGAUACAAGAAGUCAUUAUUUGUCAUCAUUUGUAAGAGCUUGUUUAAGAGAAAAAGAGAGAGUAAAUAUUGUAUGUUAUAUUUACUAUUGAGUUCAGUUCUGAAACACCUUUAGAAAAUAUUUCUAAGAAGUGUAACAUUUAUUGACCUAAAAUUAAAACAGUAGGUAUGUUUUAUACCAGUGUCAAUGCCAAAUAAGUCCUAAACUAUAAUUAGAGCCAUGUUAUGCAAACAAGCUUUAUUGAGUAGUCAACAGUAGUAAAAAGUAGAAUAUUAAAGAGUAGAAUGACAAUAUGAGCACUUGAACUAUUAAACAGUUGUUUUAAUUGACAAAAGCACUUAGGUGACAAAAGUUUUCUUUUUUGGAAUAACAUUGGGAUUUUGAAUUGAAUGUAAAUGUAUCUUGUGAGUAUACAAUCUGACAUCCCCAAUUUGAAACUAAUAAGAAAUAAUAAUCUCCUGCUGGCCCCUGAAGGCAGUGCAGUAAAAUCUAUACAUGGUAUCAUGUAUUUAUUUGAAUCAACCGCACAUUCCAAAUAUUGGAUAAUUUAAUAUGGAAGAGUCAUUUCCCUCAAAUCACCAAAACCCACAUCUGCUCACUCAUUCCUAGUGAAGAAGUCUGUCAUGCAGAUAGAUUGGAAAAAAGCUUAAUUUGUGUUGAUCAUUAACAACAACUUCCAUUUCCAAUAUAGGGGCACUUUGUAAGUAAUUUUCAUUGCAGCUACUUUCUACUGAGGAAAAAUCAAUACCUCCUCACAAACCAGUUGACAGCGUAAUCCAUAAAUUAUCAGAUUCCAGAAAGAUCUUGUUUUUCAACUCUGAAGACCACAAACUAAAUUUAAUUAAUCUCCAAUGUACUGAAAAAAACCUGAAACUAUGAUUGGCUAGAUACAACUACAGGGAAAUGAGGAACAUUUAAAGGUUUUAUUUUUUGGAAUUUGGAUAAAAUGAAACUUAGAAGAAAAAUCUAGAUCUAAUCUAGUCUAGAUCUGAAAAUUUGCUGGAUUAAAAGCAAGCUUGAGGUUUAUAUAAUUGGAUUUGUACAUCAUUAGCCUCCAAAAUAACAUCUGAAUUAAAUGUAUGUUUAUAGACAGUGCCAUCAUGUGCUCAGGCAUACUAGCAUGAAAAGAUCCAACUAUAAUUAUUUAAAAGAGAGCAUGGAUAAAUGAUGCUCAUAGUGCUCAUACAGUAUGUGUCUGUCUGUUUUAGACAAAACAACACUGCCUUGUUGUACUAAGUUUAGUCCUGAAGUGAAAUUAUUACUAAACAAAAAAAUUUAGCACAAGUGCUGCAAAGUGGUGGGAAGUUUUUAUUACCAAGAGGUUGAAUUUAAUCUGUCUCAUCAAACUGCCUCCAUACAUGUCCUAUAGUGAGUUCUUCAGUGGACAUGUCAUUGGUGUUUCUCAGUGUGCUUUGGUGUUGUAAGCAGUGAAAUGCAUGAUUCCUGCAAAUCUGUGCUUAUGUAGCAUUAGCUCUUAAUCCAAAGCACUUCUUGAGUCUAUUGACUCAUAGGAAUGUAUUAUCUGACAAACCGUUUCAGAAGUAAAGUCGAUUUGGGCCUUAACCAGUCUUUGUUUCUACAUGCUUUCUGCACCAACAUUGGUAUAAAACUGUUACAGAAUAUUUUAGAGCUUCUCAGACAUCGGUGAUAAUCUCUGGUUGACUCUGAUAAACAUUCAUGACAUUUUGUCUUAUUUGCUGAUCUCAAAACUCUCAUGUUGUUGAAUGAUGCCACAUAAUAUAUCGUUUGUAUUACUGAUUGUGUAAUAUUGAUCAAUAUUUUGUUGGUAGGGUUUUAUAUACUUUAUAUAAGGGACCCUAAAUACAAAAACUACUUUUUAAGGCUAUUUUGGCCUUUACUGUGACAGCAACUGUGAGAGAGAACAGGAACAGGAAGGUUGGGGGAGAGAAUGAGGGGAUGCCAUGCAGCAAAGGGCCUGGGCUGGAUUCAAACCCUGGCCGCUGCGGUCGAGCGCUAUCGAGUGAGUUACUGGGGUGUCCCAUAGCUUUCAAUAUUCUUUCAGCUGGUAACAUGGCAAAAAUCACUGCAGACAUUAGCAAUUCUGGAAUCAAGAUUUUUCAUUAGCCUCCUGUAGAGAUGCCAUUAGACUUUAAGAGUUAAUGUCUACACUCAGCGUGGGUUCAAAUUUUCUGUUUUUCUUUAAUUAAAAACUCGCCUACCUGAACUUUUCAACUUGGUAUUUGUUCUUUUUACUGUGUUUGUAAAAUGAUCUGGUUAAAGGGUUGUGAUUCUGAUAAAGGACAUGGAAAAUGUUACGUGUUUGUCUGAAGGCAGUUUGUAAAGUGGACAGGGAUCGAUUAUGGUCUCAGAAGGGUUUCGUGAAACAGAAAUAUGCAGAAGGGAGGCAGAUGUGACAAAUGUUCCACUUCACAUGGUCUAGAAAUGUGUCGUGUAUUUUUGUAAAGUGUUGAAGGAGUUCUGUGUGGUCAUAGUUCACUGACUGCUCAACAAUAAGCCUGAAAGCAUUUGCCUUGAGAUUUUAUUUUGCUGCCCAUCACAGCUGGUGGUCAUCAAGUCUCUUCUUCUGUUCUAUUGACAAUCGGUGUACAACUUUGGUUUCAAAAGCAAGGCUCUGAAAGAAUGUAUUUCACCACCAUAGUCCACAUUGUGCUGUUGUCGGUUUUAUACUUAAGCUUAAAUGACUCAUUCAAUUAAAGGGAUUCUUUGCUUCACGUUCACCUCAUGAGGCCGGAGUGAGGGCCCAAACAUUUUCAGCAGGUACAGAUGUGUGUUCACUUCUUUCUUCUCCGCUAUCAGAGAUUGAAUGUUGGGUUUGAAGACAAUAUAAGCUCACAGUACCACAGUCUGUUUUUGACAACGCAAAUGAAGCUCAUUCAGAUGUUUUAAUGUAUUAAACAGUUAAACAAGUGUUUAAUAAACAAACUGAUCUGA